Molecule: messenger RNA, 1143 nt
Organism: Ceratina calcarata
Lineage: Eukaryota; Metazoa; Arthropoda; Insecta; Hymenoptera; Apidae
Exons: 3
Coding region: 295-1101 (268 amino acids)
Molecular function (GO): protein binding
Source: RefSeq, a predicted model, not a curated record
UGGAAUUGACUGUAUAGCCAAUACGUCCUUAAUAAAAACGUAGUAGAAUGCGCCGGAUUUAUAAGACGAUUUUACCGACGCAUUGUCGGACAAAAGAGAGGCGAGGAUCGAUCUGACAGAUGUCAAAAUUCGUAGUCCUUUUCACAAGCCUAAAUGCGGUAACUCCGGUGAGAAAAAACAAGCAGCAAUAUACGGAAGUAUCGAUCAUCGUGCCCGGAGAAUUUGUCCACGACUGUUUAUCUCGAAACAAUGUGAAGACACACGCGCGAUACCAGAAAUGGAAACGCAACGAGGAUGGACGAGGUCGCGAUUACUCCAGAGCCCAUUAGAAAACGUGCCAGGAUCAGUAAUGACAAGUGUAAAGCGCGGACCGUCGACCCGGCCGCGGGAAUCAUGUCCCUGCCGGUGGAGAUCAUCUACGAAAUUUUCGCCUAUCUCUCGUGCAAGGACCUGUACGCCAUCAGCCUCGUGUCCACGUUGUUCAAUCGAGUCGCCACCGACCCGUUUCUAUGGCGAACUUACGAGGUGACGAACAAUAAAAAGAACACGGAUACAGUAAUCAGAGAGCUGAAGAGAAUGUCACUGCUGAAGAAGUUCAGUAUAAGCAUCAGAGCUGACUGCGACGAUAUCCUACGGCAGCUCUCGCUGUCCAACAAACGCUUGGAGGAACUGCACAUUUCUAAUUGCACAGGUUCCACGUCGAAAUUGUACCUACGCUCGAUCUACCUGAUCCGCAUACUGGAGAGGUGCCGGAACUUGCACACGCUCAAUAUAUUAGGUAGCAGAGUUCGUGGCCAGAAGAUCUAUCGAUUGCUAGCCAACAAGGGUCCCAGGCUGAGGUCCGUGUACGCGCCGGCGACGAGAUCGCAGUUCUGUACGUUCAUCAAACACGUCAGCCAAAUCAGCGAGACCGAUCGGGAGACGAUCUACUCGAUGAACGUCCGCGUGCGCAAGAGUUGGUCGCCCUUGUACUACUUCGUCACGAAGCGGGCGGAUCACGUGUCCACGGCCCUGAUCAGCUAUCUCCACAACGACAUCCUGCUGAUCGACUCGAACCGACCGAUUCACAAGCUCUCCAUCACCGAACGAAGAGACACCUGACCAAAAGGGCGACCGACGACGCCAACACUUUCACCCCUUUAA